Molecule: messenger RNA, 3603 nt
Organism: Malassezia japonica
Lineage: Eukaryota; Fungi; Basidiomycota; Malasseziomycetes; Malasseziales; Malasseziaceae
Exons: 2
Coding region: 1-3603 (1200 amino acids)
Biological process (GO): regulation of ARF protein signal transduction
Molecular function (GO): guanyl-nucleotide exchange factor activity
Source: RefSeq, a predicted model, not a curated record
AUGAAUGCUGCGGGCGAGGAUCCGCGUGGGCGGCUCGGCGCUACGCCGCCUGGCGUGCGUGCUGGAUCGCCCGAGACGCUGCGCUCUACAAGCGGCAGCGGGUCCGCGCGGACGGACGCGAUUGCCAAGCUGCGCCGCGCCGCAUCGCAGCGCGAAAUACGGCGAAUCUCGCCGCGGAGUGUCCGCGUACACAAGGUCGACGCUGCGCCCCAGGUCGUGCAGCUCCAGCCGCCGAUGCUUGCGGCGCCGGUGAUGCACGAUAUAGACGGAAGCGUAUACUCAGAAGGCUCAGAGCCCCGCACCACGCCGUGGCUCACGCCGUCGCCUUCCGGGGACGUCCAGCGGUCGGUUUCGUCGGACCAGCUCACGACGCCGCACCCGGGCGAGUCGUCGCCCCUGCCGUCGCUCGACCAGCUGCGCCGCAAGAUUCUGCAGGAACGCAAGACGACGGGCCUCUCGCGCUCCGCGUCGGCAAGCGCAACCUCGCGUGUGGCUCGUGCCUAUACGAUGCAAAAACUCAUGGGCGCCACGACGCCUGUGCCGUACAAUGACAUGUUUGCGUUUGUGCGCAGCGUCAACGAGGCGCGGUCAGCACAGCUCGGCGACACGUCGCAGACAUCGGCGGGGGACGUAUCGAUCGAGUCGGAUACCUCGGACGCUACGCAGGAGGAAGAAGCGACGCCGCCGCGCGACCCCAAGCGCGCGACGCUCAUGCGAUCCGUGUCCGCGCGCGAGGUCGCACGCAAACAAAUGUUUCAAAAGAUUGUGCGCCGCGAGGGCAACGGAGACGCACGCAAAGGCACCGCGCCUUCGACGCCGACGACGCCGUCUGCGCGCUCCAAGCUCGUGCCGCGGCCCGCUGCGAACCAGCCGGCACCGCACGAGCCGAGCAACGUGCAGAACGCCUACGCCCGCCUGCGGGCCGACAGCGACAAAGCGCGGCCGGUCCCCGAGCCUGCCGCGCGUCUCCGCUCGGACGUGACGCACUCGGCCUUUUCCGACUCGUCUUCCUCGACACAGACUACGGAUACCCAGGAACAGCGGGCGCGUGCCAGCGCCUCGCUUCGGGGCCCUGCUCAUGCACCGGCCGAGAACGAAGAGGUGCUCAACAUGCUCCAAGGCCUCUCGAGCCAGCUCGACGCCGAGGCACGCGAGGCGCGGGCGCGGCGCACACGCAAAGGUGCGGGCUACCUCGCGCGGGCCGUGAGCGCGGGCAGCGCCGCUGCGCCGAGCGCCAAGCCGGGCACCGAGGCGCUGCAGGCGCUCGGCAAGGUGCAGCCCAGCACGCCGAUCGCACGCACCGGCACGAUGCCGAGCCGCCCUGCGCCGAUGGGCCUCGGGAUCGAGCAGGUGGACGGCGUAGCGCGCGACACGCCGCUCCUGUCCCCCCUCCCAGCGGACGCUGUGCUCGGGAGCUCGCCGCGCCCGGACAACUCGCCGCGCACCGCGCUCGAGCGCACGCCGACGCACGCUGAGAAGCCGCUGCCUGCACCGCCCACCGAGGCGCCGCGCCGCGUGCCUGCACUCACAGUGCCGCACCUCGCGAUUGGGGCCUACUCGACCCCCGACUCGCCGGCGAUGGGAACGUGGCAUGGCAUGCUGCACGGCGCAGCGCUGCAUGAGCCAAACAAGCCGCGCAUCGAACUGCACGAUCCUGUGCCGAGCGCCUCGCCGCUGGACGACAUGCACAAGCUCGAGGCGCCGCUGCUCCUUUCGCCGCGGACGCCGAGCCAUCGCUCGGGACGGUCCGUGAGCGGGGGCGGGCGGUCGUCGCCGAUGCUCGUGCCGUCGCCGCGCAGCGCGAGCGCGCCACACAGCAGCGACGCGCCGCCGCUUGCCGAUCCCCCGAAAAAGGAGGGCCGCGGCGCACGUCUGCUGGGCUCGCUGCGGCGCAAGACGUCGCGCACGCGCCUCGCCGACAAGGGCCGCGCGGCGACGAUUGCGCGCACGCCGGACGCACGCACAACGCCCGAGCCGGUGCGCUCGGGCAUCGUGUGUCUGCAGGGCGAUGAGUCGGCGAGCAUCGCGGCGCGCACCGUCGUGCUGCCGACGAGCACGAUUGCUCUCGCGCGCCUCUGCACGGAGCUGUCCUUGUCUAGCACGGCGGUCCUAGCGCGCUUUCCGGCCGAAGUGCCGUACGGCAUGGCGCUCGAUCCCCCGCGGCGCCUCCUGCGCCUGAUGCCGGUGCUGCAGUCUGCCGGCGAGGCGUACGUGAAGCUGCGUUACCUGUACAUUUUCUCUGAUACGCUCGUGCUUGCCAAGCCCAUGAAUGUGCCGACAAGCCCGGAAGAGCUGUCGGCGUACAUGCUGCGCCAGCUGCACUCGACACCGGACCUCGGCGAUGGGUACGUUCCGCUGGCGAUUCUGCCGCUGCGGCACACGCGCCUCGUGCCGGGCGCGGUGGUGCGCUCCGCGGCCACCGACGCGGACCGUGUCGUGGCGCUGCGCCACCUCGACGCGCUGCAGGCGCACCUUGGUGCGGCGCUGCCGGCGCUCCUGCGCGAAUUGAGGCGCCCGGUGGACGUCGAGAGCCAGGCGCGGCUCAUGUACCUGCUCCCCGAACUCUCCCGCACGUCCCUCUCGCACUUUUUGUACGAGCCGGCGCACCGCCCGCUGCUCGAGGCGUACGUCGCGCAGCACCGCCUCGGCGGCCUUUCGCUCGAGGCCGCGCUGCGUGUGCUCCUUCUCGAUUUGCGCUUCCCUACGGCGCUGAACGACUUUGAGGUGAUGCUCCUGGCGUUUGCCGCGCACUGGCUGCGCAGCAACCGUGCAGACCUUCCACCGACCUUUACGCUCGAGCUCGCGACGGACGUCACGUUUGCGCUGCUCGCGCUCAACGAUGCGCUGCACGGCGAUGCCAAUACGCCGGGUCUCUUUGCACGCCGCAACCCCAACCUGCUCCUCGACCAAUUUGUGCAGGCGAUCCGCGAACAGGACGCGCACCAUGCACUGAGCGAUCGCGAGCUGCGCGAGCUCUUUAUGGCGAUCAAGACGUGCCCUCUCGCGCAGGCCGCCGCGUCCGACGCACCCCGCCGCAUCGUCUUCCACGCCGCAGCGCUCGCAGAGGGGCUCGUGACAGGCGUGCCCUCGGCGCCGAUCUCGGUCGCACUCGACGCGCCCGACGCAGACCUGCGCAUCAAGCUUCAGGGCAAGGACCUGUACUUUGAUCCCCCGGUGCUCACCUUUGCGCACGCCGCCACGGCCGAGUUUACCGUGUGCAGCACGGCGCCGGGCGAGCACGACCUGGUGUUUGUGCGCCUCGGCGCGAAUGCCCCGCUCUAUCCCCCGACGUCGACGGCGCGUGGGCCGUGGCAGGCGCUCCCGCGCUCGCUGCCCCUCUCGUCCGAGGCGCAUACCGCGCGCCCUGCGCUGGCGCUGCAGCACUGUCCCCCGGACACGGGCCCCACUCUUCUCCAGCUGUACCUGGCCGACAGCCAGACCGCGCACUUUCUCGCGCGCCUCCUGCGCGAGCGCCUCGCGGCGAUCGACGCGGCAGAUAAUGCCUCAUCGAUGCACAACGCCGUGCACACGCUCGCAGAGCAUGUGCUGCACACGGCGCUCUUUGGCGAGGGCGACCGCAGCGAGGGAAUGCGCCGUACGUGA